This is a messenger RNA of Lacerta agilis (Sand lizard), 683 nucleotides long. RefSeq names its product carbohydrate sulfotransferase 11-like. The transcript has 4 exons. NCBI's taxonomy places the organism in Eukaryota, Metazoa, Chordata, Lepidosauria, Squamata, Lacertidae. The record is from RefSeq and is a predicted model, not a curated record. The coding region runs from base 354 to 638 and encodes 94 amino acids.
CGCCGCCCCCGAACCGCGGGCGCGAGUGGUACCUUCCAGCCGAGGACUAUCUCGCGGCCAAAUGAAGGAGCGCUGGCAAGCUGCUGCUGCCGCUGCCCAAGGUAGCCUCCAGAGCAGCAGCAGCCGCCGCCGCCGAGGAAGGAGGAGAGACCAGCAGCUGCUGCUGCUUCCUCCGCCGGCGCCAACGCCGCCAGCUGAGCUAGCCGGCCGGUCUUGGCGCCGCCGCCGCUCCUCGCGCGCUCCUGAGGCUCCUCAGCCUCCCAACUCUCGACGUGGGAGCCCGGCCGGUUCCUUUCCCGUUCCCUCUCCUCCUCUCGCCGCCUCGCCAUCGCCUCACUCGCCGGGACAAAGCCAUGAAGCCGGCGCUGCUGGAAGUGAUGAGGAUGAACCGCGUUUGCCGGAUGGUGCUGGUCACUUGCCUGGGCUCCUUCGCGCUCGUCAUCUUCUAUUUCCAAAGUAUGUUGCACCCAGAAAGAAAAUUGAAGCAUCUUACAACAAUCAAACAGACAUUAAUACGUAGGAAUCCAUUUGGAAUGGACAUCUGCUGCCGGAAGGGGUCGAGGAGCCCAUUGCAGGAACUGUACAAUCCAACCCAGUGGCUGAAGAUGGAUGGAUUCCAGCAGGUGGCUGCUUUGUGAGGUUUGCAGAUAUUUUUAUGACAACAUUUCUCUUCGUGCACUACC